This is a messenger RNA of Dentiscutata erythropus, 1011 nucleotides long. NCBI's taxonomy places the organism in Eukaryota, Fungi, Glomeromycota, Glomeromycetes, Diversisporales, Gigasporaceae. The record is from the annotation of a GenBank genome assembly.
GGUCAUCUAAAGACUUGCAAUUUAUGUCAUAAAAAACUAGGUUUAUCUUUAGCAAAUAAUAAUAGUUGUAGAGUAGUAUCACUUGUACAAGCAAAUCAGAAUGAUCUUUGUGAAAACGAAUUUACAUAUACUGCUAACAUAGAUAAUAGUCUGUUAAGCGAUAUAAUUGAUAUGGAUAAUAUAAAAGAUUAUAUAUCAACUGAGAUUGAGGCAUGUGAAAAUAGCGAACUCGGAAUGAAGAUAAAUUUAUAUAUUAAUUUAUCAUUUAGUAAAAGUGAAGAUACUAGUUCUAUCUAUAAAAGCAUUAUUGAAGCUGUUCAAAACGCUGAUGGAUAUAAUGGCAAAAAACAAUCUCAAUGGUAUAAUUGUUCUCUUUCAUCUCAGCAUGAUUGUAUAAUAUCAAAUCCUAAGCAUCUAUGUGUUAAGCAACCAUGUUUUGAGUGUCAGGGCUUAUUAAAACUUUCGCUUAGUGUUGAUAAUUCAAUGAUGCAACUUUAUUUGCGGCAUAAUAUACUUCAUUCACAUUCUUCUGCAAAAAAUAAUAUUGAUAAAGAGAUCUCUAUUUCUGAAAACGAUGAAUAUUCAUUAUUAUAUAGCAAUAAUGAAAACAAAGUUUAUGAAUUAGUGUUUAUCACACCUUUUUUACAACUAUUAAAUAGUUUAUAUAAUGAAAUACUUAUUGAUGCAACUUAUAAGACGAAUAGUGCCGAAUUCGAGCUCUAUUUAAUAAUUGCAAAUAUUGAAGGAGUAGGUUAUCCAUUAUCUUAUUUGUUUUUAAAUUCUCCAAAAGAUAUACCUUUCACACAGAAUAUUGAAUUAGAUCAUUUUCAAAAAAUGGUAGAUGAUUUGAAAUAUUUUGUUACAGAUUUGAACCAAGAGUUAGCAAAAGGUAAUAGUCGUUAUUUACAAGCUAUUCAGAGAAACAUACCGAAGACUCUUAAAAUAGCACAAGAAAUUAAAGCAUAUCAUAAUCGUAUAUCUAAUAUUUCAAUGUGGAAAAACAAAGAAUAG